This is a messenger RNA of Aspergillus lentulus, 963 nucleotides long. Its product is annotated as ankyrin repeat protein. Gene Ontology annotation, molecular function: protein binding. The record is from RefSeq and is a predicted model, not a curated record. Lineage: Eukaryota; Fungi; Ascomycota; Eurotiomycetes; Eurotiales; Aspergillaceae.
AUGGCACACUUUAUGGAUAAUCCUGCGCAAAUGGUCCUCUUCUACGCUCUCAUCAUGGUUCUCUCCAUUGCCUCCGCCACCACCGAACUCGUCGGCUGUGGCACCCUCGAGUGCGACUGCCAGGUUGAAAGCCGCACCCUAAGCGCCCUCGGCCAAGUGUCCUUCAACUCAUCCUACAUCGGAAACGGCACAAUGCCCCUAACCUGGACGCUCGGCCUCCAAGAGACACAGGACCCCGACCGGCCGUCCAUAGACCUCAUAGACCGAUCCUUCUAUCUCGGCCUGCCACAAAACGUUAGCCUCAGCAACACCACCGCGUUCGGCGGGUGUGCUCUGUUCUUCACAGAUAUGACUACCCUCCUCAAGUUCAAGUUCGUAGAUCCAGAGAACGGAACCUGCCCGGAUAUAAUGGGCGCAGACUGCGUUCGGGAUUUGAUAUCCCUAGCUAAGCAGGAGGCGAGCCCGGACAGCUCCAUGUCGAAGAACCAGAUCCUCGAUACAGAGGGGUUCUGUCGCGAGCUCGCUGUAGCGCUGUAUGACAAGACCCCAAAGUCAUGUAGUCCGCUAUGGCUUGGGCGCUCGCAGGAGAGUAUCCAUGUGGAUGCCCUGACUGGCCCGUCCGCUUCUCGGCCCAUCGCAGACUUGCGCGCCUGCCGUCCCACCACCGGGAAGAACUACAGUGUCUCCAUGGUAGACAGCUACCAGUCGGCGGUCUCGUACGAAAACCCGGACUUGAACAUGACCUUGCAUGGUGUGACUCCCGUGAUGACGCUGUUUUAUCCCAACUCGUUGUCGUCGCAGCAGGCUAUGCCGGUUGACGUCCACUUGUCGUGCUUAACAGUAGUAGGAAAUAAUUAUUCAAGUACGCUUGCGAACUCGGCCGAGGGGACUGGGGUUCGGGCAGUGAAUUUGUGGAGUGGUCUCGGACUGGGCCUGAUAUCUGCAAUGUUCUUAUGGUUUUAG